ACGACUUUGCUGCCGACAGCAGUAGAGAAAAAUAAGAAAAAAUAUUUAAAUAAAGAAAAGUAACAAGUUUUCAGUUUUUAUUUGUAAAAAUUUUAAAAAAUAAACCAAAAGUUCCUUUUUGUUAAGCUAAAGCAGAAAAUAUAGAGAAAAAAACACAAUUAAUAAUAAAAGGAUUAGCAGUGUUUAAAUUGAUUUAAAUAAAUAUUUGGAUUCCAUUUAAAGCACAGUGUAACGGUGCAAACGAAAACCAAGAAGGAUUAAACAAGUUUUGAAUUUGAUUUAAAAAUUUGAAAAAAAAACUUCCACUAACUUUGAGUGCAUAUUUAUUUGUCGGGAAUUGUAUGCAUAUUUCUAUUAUCAGUGAGUGUUUGAAAUUUAAAUUGUUCAACAUGCCGCCAGUUAACAACAACAAGAAGAACCUACAUCCUUUGGCCGUUAUCAAAUUGUGUGUCCUGUUUGGCAUGCUGUUGAAUGUUCUACAACAUCCACGUGCCGUUAAAGCCACAGAUGAUGUUGCCAAUGUAUCACCUUGUGAAUUGGAAUCCAUUAUAAAUCAAUUGGUGUAUCCAAGUCCUCAGUAUCAAAUGCACGCCGCUUCUUUGCGCAACCAACUACGCAACAUAUUACGUGAACGCCAGCUCGAAGAGGGCGAAGAACAAAGCCUCAACAAUGACAUGGACUAUUUAGAAGAAGAUAAACGUUCAGUGGCCGCCCUCGCAGCUCAAGGUCUUUUACAUCACAACAACAAUGCAGCUGCAGCGGCUAAACGUAGUUUAGCUACACUAGCUAAAAAUGGACAAUUACCCACACCCGAUCCUGAGAUAAUACCCGAUGGCGAACAACGCUCCGAAGAUAAACGUUAUGUGGGAGCUUUGGCACGUUCGGGUGGUUUAAUGGGUUAUGGCAAACGUAAUAUUGGCACUUUAGCUAGAGAUUUCCAAUUGCCACAAAAUGGUAAACGUAACUUGGCUACCAUGGCACGUUUGGGUAUGUUGGGUAAUCGUAAUGAUCCUAAGAGGAAUUUAGCUUCAGUGGCACGUUAUAACUCACGUAUGUACAACAAUGCCGCCGAGAAACGUAAUAUUGGAGCUUUGAAGGGAUCUCCGGUGCAUGGUGGUGUGCAAUUGAAGCGUUCCGAAGAUGAUGUGUAUUUGCCAGCUGAGUAUAAUAAUUAUAUUGAUCCUUUGGCUUACUACUGGAACUAUGGCACUUAUGCCGAUUUAGAUUGGGAUGAUUUCGGAAGGGCCCAAAAGAGAUUUUUAGAUACCUCUAAGGAUCCCGAACUAUUUGGUCUAGAACAUGCACAUUUAUUACAAAAUCUUGAUGAUGAAGAUCUAACGCCACUAACAACUGUCAAUCAUCUGCCCGACGAAGCCGUUGACAGUCAUAGUGUAGCUGAAGAUUUAGCUGAUGAAGCGGCUGCCGAUGAGGAGGAGGAUGAGGAGGGACAUUUUGCACCGGUACCCUCAAAACGUCAUAUAGGUGCUGUAUAUCGUUCGGGAUUUUUGCCCUCGUAUAGGGCUCUGCGCAGUACCGCUGGUUCCGGUGUAGGUGGAGGCCGUUUUAGUCGUUCUGGACGUGCCAGGCAAUUUGUCGAGUAUUACCCCCAACCAGAGCGACUGCGUCAACCCAUCGCAGCCGUUUGUAAACGAUGUUUCCUACCCUAUCGGCCCGUGGUUAAUUGGGGUGCUACUGGUAUACGUGGUCGCUGGCCAAAAUAUGUACAAACCGAAGAACACUCACGCAGUAUUAAUACCAACUAUUUGCCCUCUUAUUCAGCGGCUACACCAAAUAUUUUAAGACAUCCGGCCGCCCUAAAUGGUCCUUUACAUACUUGGGGCACACCACCACGUAUAACAGCCAUGCAUCGCAGAAGUUUUCGGCGUAAUGAUGCUAAUUAUCGUUAUUAAAUUAAUUAUUAAAAAAAUUACAAAAAAAAA
Messenger RNA from Lucilia sericata (common green bottle fly), 1940 nucleotides. It is a transcript of the gene Nplp1, whose product is annotated as neuropeptide-like 1. The record is from RefSeq and is a predicted model, not a curated record. Lineage: Eukaryota; Metazoa; Arthropoda; Insecta; Diptera; Calliphoridae. The transcript is spliced from 5 exons. The coding region runs from base 342 to 1910 and encodes 522 amino acids.